AUUGACAGCUUCUGCAUUUGAUUGGGUUCUUCGCGGCCCGUAGGCAAAUCGACAGCUACCGCGAUAAUACAGUUAGAAUGGCAGAAUUCUACUCAUAGCCUAGACUCCGAUAACUAGAACAUUAUUCAGGUCUGAUGAUGGCUAAGUGGGACUCGCGAAAUCUUGAGAUUCGUAGCAAAUCGGUUGAACAGACUCUUAUUCCGCUUGUAACCCAGAUUACUACGUUGGUGAACCACAAAGAUCGGGGAUGCCGGUCCGAGAAAGCAAAACAAGCUAUCCAAGCAGUUGGAGAAGCUGUUAGGAACGCUGUUUUACGUUUUGUCAGCGUAGGAGAACAAAUUUCCAAGGAGAAUGAAGACGUAUCGGCCGAAAUGUUGGAGGCUUGCGAGGAGGCGAGGAAAGCCGGCGAAGUUAUUUCCCGAUUAACAUCCUCUAAGUGCCCUGACGUUAACAACGAGAAAACCGGCAUGGUUCGUGCGGCUCGAUCGCUUCUUUCUGCGGUAACUAGGGUCUUGAUUAUAGCGGACUCUGUUAUGAUCAAGCGACUUCUGGUGGCAGUGAAGAAGGUUGAGGACAGACUACAGGAGUUAGAAACCAUUAACUCAUUCACUGAGUUUGUACAGACGUUUAGCCAAUUUGGAGCUGAGAUGGUGGAGCUUGCACAUUUAUCUGGUGAUAGGCAAAAUGACCUCAAAGAUGACUGCCAACGUGCAGAGAUGUGCUGUGCUCGAACAAUUCUAGAAAAAUCUACCAUGAUGCUUCUUACAACUUCAAAGACAUGUCUUCGUCAUCCGGGCUCUAUGGCAGCGAAGGAUAACCGGGGCGGUGUGUUCCAGAAGAUGCGCGAAGCCAUGAAAACGAUACGUCUUAUUACCGAGGAUAAAUAUAAAGAUAAUGCAAGAAAGAACCAACCCUGUUUAGCUUUGGAUCUGCGGAAAUUCGAACACUCUCUAGAAACAUUUCGGAAAAGCGCCUCCGGCGACCACGAAGCAAAGAUCAAUUUCCAGAAAGGCUUAGAGAGAAUCCUUAUAGAUAUCGAACCCGUCAUCGACGCCCCCCAAACACGCAAGGAGAAGCGAGAGAAAAUCAUAGCUUUGUGCGAAAAUGCACAAGAUAUCAUGAAAGACAUUCUAGAAAAACACACGGAUGGCGAGGUCCCUGCUACGCCGAGCAGCAGUGCGAAUUCUUUAGAUUUAGCUUUACAGAGAGUAUCAAAAGUAGCAAUGGACUUACGGCACGAGGUCCACCAAGUAGCGACAGAUCAGGUGUUCGAGGUGUUCUCCCAUCAAGGCCACAAGAAGUCCCUUCCCUCUCUACGUAGCGCCGCAGCUGUAGGAGAUCUCGCGCAGGCCGAGCAUGCAGCCACAGUUUUUCAACAGGACGCAAAGAGGCUAGAAGACGUUUCGAAAGUUGCAAGGAGUAUGUCAGUAAACGAAGCUAUCGCUAUUACCGCUAGGAACGUCGAGGAGAAUAUCAAAUCACUUUGUCCUCAGGUCAUAGACGCUGCGCGCACUCUGUCCGCUCACCCCGUCAGUAAAAUCGCUCAAGAAAACAUGGACGUGUUUAUAGAAAUUUGGGAAACGCAAGUAGAGGAACUCGGGAAAGUCCUUCGUGGAAUCACAGCGGGUGGAGACCUCAGUAAAACGGAUUCUGGUCGGCGCAAGAGAAUGGUCUACAACGCCGAGUACGCCACACUAUAGUUAUAAUAUAAAGUCACUAUAUAAAUCACUGGGUUAACAGAUCGUAGCUGUACGUUAUGACGUCACAAGUUGGUCUGUUAAAGCAACUUAUGACGUCACAGGGACUUUGUGAAGGCAAAGACGUCAAACAAGGUAUGUGAAAGCGGCCCAUUACGUCACAAGAGUUAAGACUGCUUAUUACGUCAAAGGAAGACUGUUUCCUCGUUUUAUUUGGGAAGAAUCUUUGUAAGCUUUAAAUGGCGUAAAUGUUUGGACACCAAACUAGAAUUCUUUUCUGUGUAUUCUGGAUGUGCUAGCUAGCUGUGUAUGAGUUUGCGUUUCCUUAAAAACGCCACUUAUUUGUGACCAUCUGUAGCCUGAUAAAAAGUGCUUCGAAAGACUGUCUAAUAAAUAGUAUGUUAUUCUUUUAUCGUUUCCUAGUCCGGAUAUACAUCAGAAUAAGAGAUUAUGAGGUUCAAAUGACUUUAUCAGAUCUGUGAUAAGCUUUGAGAGUAGGCUGUUUCUAAGUUUAAUUUAGUAACGGGAACGCAUGUGAGUUAGCUAGAUCUUUAAACAAAUUACAUCUUCAGAUUAAAACAUUAUGAUUUAUUAUUAUUUUAAUUCAAAAUUCAAAUUGAACAUUUAUAAGUAUUUUUUAUUAAAGCGAUUUCAAGCAA
Messenger RNA from Nematostella vectensis (starlet sea anemone), 2356 nucleotides. RefSeq names its product alpha-catulin. Gene Ontology annotation, biological process: Rho protein signal transduction; cell adhesion. The transcript has 11 exons. The coding region runs from base 135 to 1700 and encodes 521 amino acids. Lineage: Eukaryota; Metazoa; Cnidaria; Anthozoa; Actiniaria; Edwardsiidae. The record is from RefSeq and is a predicted model, not a curated record. Gene Ontology annotation, molecular function: actin filament binding; cadherin binding.